This is a messenger RNA of Oikopleura dioica, 2061 nucleotides long. NCBI's taxonomy places the organism in Eukaryota, Metazoa, Chordata, Appendicularia, Copelata, Oikopleuridae. The record is from the annotation of a GenBank genome assembly.
AUGGAGUCGGAAGAAAGGACAGAGCCCGAGAAUUCCGCGCAUCUGAAAGUUCAAAAAAUGAACUGGAAGAAAAUCGCGGGCAAUGAGCUCUUACGAGUGCAAUCAAAAAUCAGCACCUCUCAACAAGAUCGAAUUCGCAAUCGCUGGGCGAAGAACCGCGAAAAGACGAAAAAACUAUUUGUUAAGCAGCGGCAAAUGGAUGAAAAUGAAGUUAUUGACCCUUCAGAUGAACAACCUCAAUAUAAUUACAGAGUUCGAUUGAACACGAAAAUAUCGAGCUUUCGCGAGACCCUUUCUUCAAAAAAGCACGAAGUCCUUACGCACACUUUACCGAUGAUUCCCAAUCUUCCAACAAGCUUCCAAUACAUGCCAUCCCACAAGAAUAUCGCCUGUGACGAUGUCAAAGUCCUUCAAAACAUUCCCUACAUGGGUGAUGACAUUGUCGAACAUGAACGGGGCUUUCUCGAUGAUUUGAUAAACAUGCAUCAGCGAAAAAUGCACUGUGGAGGCGGCGAUGAGACUAUCCACGAGCUGGUCGAUCAUCUCUUCAGUAUUGAGAAAGAAAAAGAUCCUAACGCAGAAGAACCUUGUCAAGAAAUCUUUGACGCUAUCAGCUGUUUACUGGCUGAUCGAGGAACUGCAGAAUCGAUACGCGACAAGUGGAACGAAUCAAAUUUGAACAAGUCUGUCGAAAACGAUCAUUCAACAAAGCUGCCGUCGAUCGACGAUCCUAGCGCAGUCUGGGAGUCGCAGAAACGGGACAAGUGUCUAAAUUCCUUUCACGAACUUGUUUGUCCGCGCUGCUACCGUUACGAUUGUAUGUACCACACCUUCCAAUCCAAACCGCCAGCGAGAACGUACGUUCUCAAGCGUAAACUCGACAUGCCAAGAGUGCCGCUGAAUCCAUGCUCGGAAAACUGCUUCUUGAAUCUCGAUGGAGGACGAGAAAAGAUCGAGCAAAUUUUCAAAGUCAAAAAGUUCAAGCCAAAACUCAAUAAGAAAUCAAAAAAAGCUGUUCAAGAGGAUGUUGAACUUCUCGCCAGCCCGGAAACGUCUCGAGAUGGAUUUGAAAACAAGCCGCUGCCGGAUGAAGUACAAAAACUGUUCGAAGAAGAAAAGUGGACGCAGUCGGAAAGCGUUUUAGUAAGAACGCUUCUGGAAAUAUACCAGGGAAACUUGUGCAGUAUAUCUUCAUGUAUGGGCGAAAAGAGUUGCAAAAGCAUCUUCGCCAAAAUUGCGUUUGAUGAUUCAUAUGUCUCGACUUCUGCACUUGAUGAAUCUAUAGUUCACAAAACUCCGAAUAGGAAGAAACCAGUGUCGCAUGGCAAGCGGAAAACUAUUGUUCGUAAGGAUGUUAGCCUCCACAACAUGCACAAUUACGAGCCUUGUGAUCAUCCAAAUGAACCGUGUAAGGAAGACACUUGCCUUUGCCAUCAAAAAGGAAACUACUGCGAAAAGUUCUGUCCCUGUCCCCCUGACUGUCGGAAUCGUUUCAGUGGAUGCAAUUGUAAAGGCCAGUGCAACACCAAUCUUUGCCCUUGUUAUGUCGCCAGACGAGAGUGUGAUCCUGAUCUUUGCAAGCUCUGCGGCGCGGAUGACUUUUCAAAAGAUUUCGACGAAAUUCGAUGCAACAACAUAAAAAUGCAAAGAGGUCUACAUCAGCAUCUUCUAAUGGCCCCAUCGGACAUUGCUGGAUGGGGAUGUUUCGCGAAGAAUGACAUCAAGAAGAACACUUACAUUUCCGACUACUGUGGCGAACUAAUCAGCCAAGAAGAGGCAGAUCGAAGAGGAAAAGUUUACGAUAAACACAAGUCGAGCUUUUUGUUCGAUUUGAACUCUUCUUUCUGCAUUGACGCGACUAGAAAAGGAAACAAGAUUCGAUUCGCGAAUCAUUCUAUGAAUCCGAACGCAGCCACAAAGAUCAUCCGAGUGAAUGGGGAUCAUAGAAUCGGAAUUUUCGCCAAAACGGACAUUCGAAAGGGCGAAGAGCUCUUCUUUGACUAUAGAUACUCAACAUCCGACGCGAUCAAAUAUGUUGGUAUUGAAAGGCAACUGACCUAG